AUGGUAGGGUUUAGGAAAGUAAUUGAUUCAGUUAUUGAGCACAAAAAGCCCAUCAUCGCUCAUAAUUCAAUGCUCGAUAUUUUUCACCUUUAUUCUCAAUUCGUGGAUCGCUUGCCUGAGGAUGUUUCUCUUGGCAAGAAAAUGAUUUCCUCUGUCUUUCCGACAAUACUGGAUACAAAAUUAAUUUCAAGGGAUCCGAUGCUACUGGAGUGUCAUCUUGGCGAAAUGUUUGGCUUGCUUCAGACACCGCCACUUUCCACGGUCCAUUUGAAACUCUGCUAUUCGGCCGAAUUUGAACAAUAUUCCUAUGAGACGGGUGAAUCCAAAUUCCAUGAUGCUGGAUACGAUUCCUAUUGCACGGGCGUUGUCUUUUUGAAAAUGAUCAAGUAUAUGCAUGGGCUUGAAUCGGCCAAUGAGACUGCCCUUGUGGAUGAUGGUAAGAUUUGUCAGCAUGCUCUAUCCGGUGAUUUUUACUAUGCCAACAAGCUUAAUAUGAUGAAGUCCGGUAUGAAGCAUUUCAACCUGUCAGGACCGGAAGAACGCAAAGUAUAUUUGGACAUCUUGCAACGCAAGCAUCGACAAGCACAGGUGAAAAUGUUAGCGUUGACACUCAUUUUAGAUAUUCCAAACACCUCAAAUUUGGUUGUUGUCACCUUUGAUCAGAAGCAUGACGAAGACAAGAUCAACUCGAUUUUCAGUCCCUUCGGGAGCUUUGCCAUCCAUCCUUUGAAUGAUGCCGCAGUGAUAUUGGAAUUUCAAGACAUGGACGAAUCGUUUGCACGCGUUUUCGAUUCAUUUAACGAUUCGGAAAGCUUGACCGUACAGACCUACGAAAGCUUUACGGCACAGACAUACAGCCCUCCAUCCAAAAAGCGGCGUUCGUAA
This is a messenger RNA of Mitosporidium daphniae, 885 nucleotides long. RefSeq names its product poly(A)-specific ribonuclease. The record is from RefSeq and is a predicted model, not a curated record. The transcript is spliced from 3 exons. Bases 1 to 885 code for a protein of 294 amino acids. Lineage: Eukaryota; Fungi; Microsporidia. Gene Ontology annotation, cellular component: cytoplasm. Gene Ontology annotation, molecular function: 3'-5'-RNA exonuclease activity; RNA binding.